Messenger RNA from Lepisosteus oculatus (spotted gar), 1001 nucleotides. RefSeq names its product proteasome 20S subunit alpha 6a (gene psma6a). Gene Ontology annotation, cellular component: nucleus; cytosol; proteasome core complex, alpha-subunit complex. NCBI's taxonomy places the organism in Eukaryota, Metazoa, Chordata, Actinopteri, Semionotiformes, Lepisosteidae. Gene Ontology annotation, biological process: ubiquitin-dependent protein catabolic process; proteasomal protein catabolic process. The record is from RefSeq and is a predicted model, not a curated record.
GGUAGAGGGGUUCUCUUUCCGGGUGAAUUGAAACUGCAUGUUGUGUCUCUAGUUGUGUUUGCAAUAUAUUUUCCAAUUUUUUGUAUAUUAAAUUCUUGUUGAAACAAAUCAUAAUGUCCCGGGGAUCCAGCGCGGGUUUCGAUCGACAUAUUACCAUCUUUUCUCCCGAAGGUAGACUCUACCAAGUAGAAUACGCAUUCAAGGCUAUUAAUCAAGGCGGUCUGACCUCAGUAGCUGUCCGAGGAAAGGACUGUGCGGUAGUUGUCACACAGAAGAAAGUACCGGACAAGCUGCUGGAUUCCAACACUGUCACCCAUUUGUUCAGAAUAACUGAAACCAUUGGCUGUGUGAUGUCUGGGAUGACAGCUGACAGCCGGUCCCAGGUCCAGAGAGCUCGUUACGAAGCCGCAAACUGGAAAUAUAAAUAUGGCUACGAGAUCCCCGUGGACAUGCUUUGUAAGAGAAUCGCAGACAUUUCUCAGGUCUACACACAGAAUGCGGAGAUGAGGCCUCUUGGCUGUUGCAUGAUCUUGAUUGGAGUGGACGAAGAGUUCGGCCCUCAGGUGUACAAAUGUGAUCCGGCUGGGUAUUACUGUGGGUUCAAGGCCACUGCCGCUGGCGUCAAGCAGACGGAGGCCACCAGCUUCCUCGAGAAGAAGGUGAAGAAGAAACUCGACUGGACCUUCGACCAAACGGUAGAGACAGCAAUAACCUGUCUGUCUACGGUGUUGUCCAUUGACUUCAAGCCCUCAGAGCUAGAAAUUGGCGUUGUUACAACAGAAGACCCUAAAUUCAGGAUCCUGUCAGAAGCUGAGAUCGAUGGACACCUGGUGUCUCUAGCAGAGAGAGAUUGAACUUGUACUGAAUCUAUAGGCCAGGCCAGAGAGUGAUUGAUCCCCUGUAAGCACUGCUAAAGAAUAUAGAAUGCAGGUCAAACCUUAUGACCAUUGUUAGCUGUAUAUUUACCCUGUUCCAUUAAAAAGAAGGUUUUGGAAAAUGUU